Messenger RNA from Equus quagga, 3115 nucleotides. RefSeq names its product netrin 3 (gene NTN3). Lineage: Eukaryota; Metazoa; Chordata; Mammalia; Perissodactyla; Equidae. The transcript is spliced from 6 exons. Bases 304 to 2070 code for a protein of 588 amino acids. The record is from RefSeq and is a predicted model, not a curated record. Gene Ontology annotation, molecular function: protein binding.
GGUGGGUGAGUGGGAGCGGCGGGUGGCGGGUGGGGCCUCCGCGGGCGGAGGCGCCGGGAGCUGGGGCGACGCCUGUCAUCGCUCCAGGCCCAGCGACAGGACGCGGCAACAUCUCCGUUGCUGCGCUCGGCCCGGGGCGUGCCCGCGGCUGCUCCCACCUCUGGGCCCCGGCUGGGGCCGCCCGGGGGCUCUGGUUGCUCGGUGUUACGGGCUGGCGGGCAGAGCCUCGGACCCGGGCUCUCUUUCCCCGAGGGCGGCGGCGUGGGGCCCCGGCCGGCUGGCUGACCCACGGCGACUCCGGCCAUGCCCAGCUUGCCCUGGGGGCUCCUGCUGACCGCAGGCACGCUCUCGGCCGCGCUGAGCCCGGGGCCGCCAGCGCCCGCCGACCCCUGCCAUGACCAGGGAGGCGCGCCCCGGAGCUGCGUGCCCGGCCUGGUGAACGCGGCCUUGGGGCGCGAGGUACUGGCGUCCAGCACAUGCGGGCGGCCGGCCACGCGGGUCUGCGACGCCUCGGAUCCGCGGCGGGCACACCCUGCCGCCCUCCUGACCUCCGCAGGGAGCACCGCAAACCCUGUGUGCUGGCGUUCCGACUCGCUGAGGAAGGCGCCCCUCAACGUGACCCUCACAGUGCCCCUGGGCAAGGCUUUUGAGCUGGUGUUCGUGAGCUUGCGCUUCUGCUCAGCACCCCCUGCCUCGGUGGCCCUGCUCAAGUCACAGGAUCAUGGGCGCAGCUGGGCCCCGCUGGGCUUCUUUUCCUCCCACUGUGGCCUGGACUAUGGCCGCCUGCCUGCCCCUGCCGAUGGCCCAGCUGGCCCCGGGCCUGAAGCUCUUUGCUUCCCUGAGCCCCAGGCCCAGCCUGAUGGUGGUGGCCUUCUGGCCUUCAGUGUGCAGGAUGGCAGCCCGCCAGGCCUGGAUCUGGACAGCAGCCCAGUGCUCCAAGACUGGGUGACCGCCACAGACAUUCGAGUAGUGCUCACAAGGCCUGCCAUGCUGGGGGACACCAGGGACUCUGAGACCAUGGUCCCUUACUCUUACUCAGCCACUGAGCUCCAGGUGGGCGGGCGCUGCAAGUGCAAUGGGCAUGCCUCCAGGUGCCUGCUGGACACCCAGGGUCACCUGAUCUGCGACUGCCGACAUGGAACCGAGGGCCCUGACUGCGGCCGCUGCAAGCCCUUCUACUGUGACAGGCCAUGGCAGAGAGCCACGGCUCGGGAAGCCCACGCCUGCCUUGCUUGCUCCUGCAAUGGCCAUGCCCGCCGCUGCCGCUUCAACAUGGAGCUGUACCGACUGUCUGGCCGCCGCAGUGGCGGUGUCUGCCUCAACUGCCGGCACAAUACCGCCGGCCGCCACUGCCAUUACUGCCGAGAGGGCUUCUAUCGAGACCCUGGCCGUGCCCUGAGUGACCGCCGUGCUUGCAGGGCCUGUGACUGUCACCCUGUUGGUGCCGCUGGCAAAACCUGCAACCAGACAACAGGCCAGUGUCCCUGCAAGGAUGGUGUCACCGGCCUCACCUGCAACCGCUGCGCCCCUGGCUUCCAGCAGAGCCGCUCUCCGGUGGCACCCUGCGUUAGCCAUUCUCCCACCUUCUCUGCAGAGACCCCUGUCCCUGGACCCACUGAGGAGAGCAACCCUGUGGAGCCCCAGAACUGCGACUUGCACUGCAAACCCGCCCGAGGCAGCUACCGCAUCAGCCUGAAGAAGUUCUGCAGGAAGGACUACGCUGUGCAGGUGGCGGUGGGCGCGCGCGGCGAGGCGCGCGGCUCGUGGACGCGCUUCCCGGUGGCCGUGCUCGCCGUGUUCCGGAGCGGCGAGGAGCGCGCGCGGCGCGGGAGCAGCGCUCUGUGGGUGCCGGCGAGGGACGCGGCCUGCGGCUGCCCGCGCCUACUGCCGGGACACCGCUACCUGCUGCUGGGGGGCGGGCCGGGGGCAGCGGCAGGGGACCCUGGGGGCCGGGGGCCCGGGCUCAGCGCCGCCCGCGGGAGCCUCGUGCUGCCAUGGCGGGACGCGUGGACGCGGCGUCUUCGGAGGCUGCAGCGGCGCGAGCGGCGGGGGCGCUGCGGGGCGGCAUGAGCUCGUAGGCCGGGCGGGGUCCGGGCGGGGCGCUGCUCCCACAUCAAGGCGCACGUUCAUCCAGUGCAUUCGCCUGCCGAGGAGUCUUUGCUCGCGUCGCGCGUGUCGCCAUCUGGGCCCCCGCCCCGACCCUGCCGGGCGCCUCCCUUGGUGCCUGGCGCCUGUGCCCAGAUGGGGUGUGACGGACGCAGCGACACCCCGCCCCGACAGAGAAGGAUGUGAUAUCCCCACAGGGCUGCUUCGAGGCUCCCUUGAGCAGUUGUCAUGCCAGAAGACUCGGUUCCCCCACCCUCGCACUGUCUGCCCCGUCCAAGGGACACCGUGAUACCCCGGAAAGGCUGUGAACUCACUUGUGGGGCCGAACACUUCGGGGCUCUGUGAACACCCCGUGGGUCGCUGUGACCCCCCCGCCCCGUGAUGUUGUGAUCUCAGUGUUCUCACCUUCCUAAAAGGCAUGGUGAUCCCCUCCCCCAACAGUUAUGAACCGUCUUGUGACGCCAGGACCCAUCAGAAAUCUGAGAACACCCUAAGGGCCGCUGUGACUCCCCCACCCCCAGGGACUCUGACUCGCCAGAGAGCGCUCUGACUCCCCAAGAGGCACUGUGGCCACUACAGACAGCUGUGGACCCCCAUAGGGCUCGGUGACACUGGCUCCCCCGCCCCCCGCCAGGACCCGCAGAGGGCGCUGUGACUCCUCUCCCAGCAAGGACGGCGACCUCUGGAACCCCGUCAGUCCCGCCUGUCACCUCUGCCUGCCCUGUCUGCCGGUUCGGCGUCCGUGUCCCUGUCCUCGCUGCGGCUCUGCCUGUGUUUGGCCUUUUUCUUGGCCUGCUGUGUCCCUGUCCCUUGUCUCCGUCCGGCUGUCUCGGCCUCAGGGCUUCUCCGCUCUGGUCCUGACCCGAGGACCCCCGGUGCCCCUUCUCCGCCCGCUCGGAACCGACGUCGUGCCCACGCGAACGCGCGUUCCCAGGCCUACGCGUGACCCGGCGGGGCGGCGGCGACUCCGGCGGGCAGCCUUCCCAGCUCCAGAUGCUCCCGGCCGGGC